This is a messenger RNA of Erythranthe guttata (spotted monkey flower), 2476 nucleotides long. NCBI's taxonomy places the organism in Eukaryota, Viridiplantae, Streptophyta, Magnoliopsida, Lamiales, Phrymaceae. The record is from RefSeq and is a predicted model, not a curated record.
ACUCGGAAGCCUCAGUCAAACACCCAAUUAUUUUCCGCCACGUCAGAAAGCGAUCUUAUUCCCAAAACAAAACAAAAUUAUUUACAGCUCAAAAAUUCUAAUUUUUGCGCAACUCAACCGUCAGUCCGCCAAACGCAGCCUUCGCCCCGGCCAAUGGGAGGGCGUCUCAUCGUACUCCUAACCGCCUCCUUUCUCCUCCUCCUCCUGACAACGGCGGAGAACGGUGGAAGCAGCGGAAGAGACGGCGGCGAUUUCAUCGGAAACUAUGGGAAGCUGUCGGGGAUAAUCAUACCCGGCUUCGCUUCCACCCAGCUGAGAGCGUGGUCAAUUUUGGACUGCCCCUUUUCUCCUCUCGACUUUAACCCCCUUGAUUUGGUUUGGCUCGACAGCACUAAACUCCUAUCUGCUGUAAAUUGCUGGCUGAAAUGCAUGUUGUUAGAUCCUUACGACCAAACGGAUCAUCCCCAAUGCAAGUCGCGUCCUGAUAGCGGUCUCUCCGCUAUUACAGAGAUCGACCCAGGCUACAUUACAGGUCCUCUUUCUUCAGUGUGGAAAGAUUGGGUCAAGUGGUGCAUUGAGUUUGGUAUAGAGGCUAAUGCUAUUAUUGCUGUUCCGUAUGACUGGCGACUAUCACCAUCCAAACUCGAGGAGCGCGACCUUUAUUUUCAUAAAUUAAAGUUGACUUUUGAAACGGCUCUCAAGCUACGUGGUGGGCCGUGCAUAGUUUUUGCUCACUCGAUGGGAAAUAAUGUCUUUAGAUACUUUCUGGAGUGGUUGAAACUGGAAAUUGCCCCUAAACAGUACAUAGCAUGGCUAGAUGAACACAUUCAUGCGUUCUUUGCUGUUGGUGCUCCUCUUCUUGGUUCAAUCGAGACUAUCAAAGCAACAUUAUCAGGAUAUACAUUCGGUCUCCCAGUUUCCGAGGGAACUGCUCGAUUGAUGUUCAACUCGUUUGGCUCUUCAAUAUGGAUGAUGCCAUUUUCAAAACACUGUAGAACAGAGAACGCUUACUCGAAGCAUCUCUCUGGCGGGAGCAAAAAGGCUCACUUUGCAUACGUUUGUGACGAACACGAGUUUCAAUCUAACUUCUCUGGAUGGCCAACAAAUAUAGUCAACAUUGAAAUUCCUACAAUUAGAGGUAGGAGAUGCAGCCUUGCACGGCAUGGAAACGAAGCUUAUCCUUCGUUUUUGGAAGUAGCGCAGGCUAAUAAGACCGACACGGAGUGUGGAUAUCCAACUCAGUUGUCGUUUUCUGCUCGUGAAGUGUCAGAUGGAACCUUCUUCAAAGCUAUAGCAGAUUAUGACCCUGACAGUAAACGACUUAUGUACCAGUUAGACAAAUCAUAUCACGGUGACCCGGUUCUAAAUCCUUUGACUCCUUGGGAUAGACCUCCGUUGAAGAACAUCUUUUGCAUAUAUGGAAUAGAUUCAAAAACGGAGGUGGGUUACUAUUUUGCGCCAAGUGGGAAGCCUUAUCCUGAUAACUGGAUAGUAACUGAUGUAAUUUACGAGAUUGAAGGAUCUUUAUACUCGAGGUCAGGCAAUCUGGUUGAAGGAAACCCUGGUGCUGCAAGUGGGGAUGAAACGGUACCGUAUCAUUCCCUCUCUUGGUGCAAGAACUGGCUUGGAUCAAAAGUAAACAUAACAAGAGCUCCUCAGUCGGAACAUGAUGGUUCGGAUGUGCAAGUGCAAUUAAAUGUAGAACACGAGCCUGAAAUGGAUAUAAUUCCCGACAUGAAAAGAUCUCCUAGAGUGAAGUACAUAACCUAUUAUGAAGACUCUGAAAGUCUUCCGGGAAAGAGAACAGCUGUUUGGGAGCUUGACAAAGCAAAUCACAGGAACAUUGUUCGAUCUUCAGUAUUAAUGCGAGAGCUGUGGCUUGAGAUGUGGCACGAUACUCAUCCCGAUAAAACAUCCAAAUUUGUCACAAAAGCGACUCGUGGUCCCUUGAGAGACGAAGACUGCUACUGGGAUUAUGGAAAAGCUCGGUGUGCAUUGCCCCAGACUUGUGAGUACAGGUAUCUUUUCGGAGAUGUUCAUUUAGGACAGAGCUGCAGGCUAAAGAAUUCUUCGGCUGACCUAUUGUUGCAUUAUGUAUAAACUACAGUCUUCAAGCUUUUCGGAUUCUUCUCAUGGCAGACAAUGGCAGUAGAUAAUCCUUGAUCUGCAUCUAUUUUUUCAAGCGGGCCAUAACAUAUAAAAUGUGUUAUGGUGAAAGUAAAACAUGCACAAAAGAGGAGGCGAGGCACUCACAAGAGACACAUAAUUUUUGCUGCUCAAAAAAAUAAUAUAUUAAUUGUGAACUAUCUUUUGGUUCGGCUCGGUUUAAGGAUACAAUUGUUUGAUCGAAAAACCAUCUACGAACCGAAAAUUUUGGAUUUCUAAAGUAGAAAAACUAAACCAACGAUUUUGAUUGUACCUCAGGACAGUUAAUAGUGGUUCGAUUUUUUGAUAUUUGGGUCGAGUUUUCGGUUUU